AAUUGAUUAUGUAACAUGUUCCCAAUCACAUCGUCGUCAGAGUGCGAGGAUGUGAGUGAGGUCGCUUUAAGGAGUAUCUGAGCUGCUUUCAAUCUCCAGCAGCAGGACACCUCCUCCUACCUUUUUCUCAGACAUCACCACUAACUCUCUGGCAUUGUGGCUCACCUGGCGACUCCAAGUCAUCACGAGAGACUACAUCCUGGUAGAAAAUGAAGACUACUGCACAGAGGAAAACAGAGAAAGGCUCUAGAGACCUCAGUGCAUUCUAAAAAUAUCCAUGUUAACUGGGAAGGCUGGCAGUGAAUGAGUUUUGAAGCCAACAUAAUGGAGCAACCAGCCAACACCAAUUACAACCAAGGCUUGUGGAAAGAGAUUCCGUGGGAUUUCACCGAGGACUGCUCGCUCUCGUUAGGCAGCACCACCUUCCUCAUCGUAGCCUACAGUGCAGUUCUGGCACUAGGUCUCGUCGGCAACACCUGCCUGGUAUUCGUCAUCGCCAGGCACAAGGAGAUGCGCAAUGUCACCAACAUUCUCAUAGCCAAUCUGUCCUUCUCUGACAUCCUGAUGUGUAUCGUGUGUCUACCAGUCACGAUUAUCUACACGCUGAUGGACCGCUGGAUCCUAGGAGAGACUCUUUGCAAGCUCACGCCUUUCUUCCAGUGUAUAUCAGUCACUGUGUCCAUCUUCUCGCUGGUCCUCAUCGCAUUGGAGCGCUACCAGCUCAUUGUUCACCCCACCGGAUGGAAGCCCAUGGCCAGGCAGUCAUAUCUAGCGGUAGCGUUCACCUGGAUUACCGCCUGUUUAAUAUCCGCGCCUUUCAUCAAGUACAGCAUCCUCACGUUUCCUCUCGAUAACCUCACUGUCCCAUUCACAAUCAAUGAAAAAUUAGUUUGCAUGGAGCUGUGGCCGUCAGCUGAAGCGCGCCUGGCUUAUACCACCUCUUUGCUCAUCUUUCAAUACCUGCUCCCCCUUUUUCUCAUCAUGCUGUGCUAUCUGCACAUCUAUCUGCGGCUGCGCAGGAGGAAGGACAUGGUGGAUCGCGGCAGAAACACCACACAAAAGAAUAUCAAAGGCGCCACGAGGAUCAACGUCUUGUUGGUUUCCAUAGUGGUGGCGUUCGCUCUCUCCUGGCUCCCUCUCAAUAUCUUCAACACGGUGUUUGACUGGAACUACGAGGCCAUCCCAAAAUGCCGACACGACGUCAUCUUCUCCUUCUGCCACCUCAUCGCCAUGGCCUCCACAUGUAUCAACCCGAUCAUCUAUGGGUUCCUCAACAAUAACUUCCAGAAGCAGCUCAAAUCCACCCUGUUGCACUGUCGCUGCUGGGGUGUCACAGAGCGAUAUGAAAGUGUGCCGCUCUCCACUGUUAGCACAGAGGUCACUAAGGGGUCAGUCCUCAGUAAUGGCUCCAACAGCAUCAAUACUUAAAGUGAAGCCUUUUGCUGACAAACAAAGGAACUCUUCCUCAGUUCCCGUUUGACUCUUUCAAGGCUUAUUUUUUUGUUCAAUGCAAAAGCAUGGUUGACAUUUAAAGAAAGCCCGACAAUAACCGUCCACAGGGAAGUAAAGUCACGUCCCCGGAAUGACUGCUGCCCUAAUUGUUAUGGUUCCUGACAAAAAGGAAGUGACAAAAUGAAAGAAUAAGGGUGGGAGUGACUUGAAGUAAUAAAGGAUGACUCCAAGACACACUUGACAUAAAAACAUAGUGCAUCUGCACCCUGUGGGAACAUAACAUAUUAUUUAGAGCCAUGUUUUAAUGCUCAAGUCAUUGUACUUUGAUAUUUUGCAGCUCGCUUUACAAACUGUAAUUCUGUAUGUCGGAAACCUCAAAUGACGUGACAAGAAAUAGGUGGGUGUAUUGCAAAUGCUGACAGUAUUGAUGACUAAAAUAGUGUGACCGGUGAUGUGUUGAUGAUUAUUGACAGUGUGGGCUAUUAACAAAGUUGAAAGGGAGAUUAUGACAUUAUGUUUUGGCUCUGGGCAUUUACAGUUUGUGCAGUAUCAUUAUGUGUUAUUACACAAAUUCACAAACAUUAUAAUAAACCUCGCAAGCAAAGACAUUCUUUAUUGUUGCAUUGAUUUCUUAAAGGGAUCCAUCGAUAGAAAGACUUGUAGUACUUAAAAGAUAAACUUUAUGAGUUAAAAUAAUUUGAUAUUGAAACCCCUCUUGAUGUUUUCGUUUUUAUACAAUUUUUAAAAUUAGUUUAACUGGUAGGUCGCCUUGUUGUUGUUAGGUUACGCUGCCGGUAUUCCAGAGUAUGACUCUAGCGACAUAAACAUGUCAUCUGUUCAAUUCUUUCAAUUUGAACCCGAGAGGACCAUUAAUGAGCGUGACAGCACUGUCGAUUUUUCACAAAACGAGCAGCUAAAGCAAAAUGAACAGGAAAGACGGGAUGAGACGAGAGUAUGACAAAACCCGUGUUCUGCCAAAAUGUGCUACACCGGCAAAACAUUCUACAAGAGGCAAAUCUGACAGCCGGAGUACUACCGUGCGCUUUCAGCUUGAUUUGUUUAGAUGCAUACCGAUAGAACAUACUAAAGAUGCCUUAAGAAAAUACUCAAACAUAGUUAUAUCAAAUAAGGGUGGUUUAAAUAUGCUACGUGACUAAUGUGGUCAACAGAUCAACAAUCUGCUUUAAAGCUACCACAAGAAAACAUAAUGCUUAAAUGUAUGAGAGGGAAACACAUGCAAAAACUAUUUUGAGGCAAUGAAAAAGAAUAAAAGACUCAAUAAAAACACAAAUAGUAUAUACUCGCUGCUUUUAAGUGAUCACCUUUCCACAUAGAAGGAAUUGCAGUAACCCGGUAGUGUUCGUCUAGUGAAAGUAACAAAUUACGUCAUCACCCCGAGCGUCCAUUGCGUGCAUAAAACAUGGCGACCUCCGUAGGUCAAAACAUGAACUAAAUAUUAUAGCUUUUUAAAUCAAUGGCAAUAUUUUAUGUUAUUCUAAUGAAAUAUUUUAGUAAAAGAUAUCAAUUGAGGCUUAUUAGAGCCUACAAGUCUUUAAGUCCAAGGUUCCCUUUAAAAAUACAUUGUCCCAUGCAACAAUCAAGUGCCCCUAAAAAGGAAAGACAAAGAAAAAUGGGCAUUUUAGGCCAAGCUAUGAUUCCGAAGCUGUAUAUAAGCCUGCUAAAUGAAUGUAUGGCCUCUAUAUCAUAUGAGUUUAAUUUAUUGUGAGUUUGACCAAAAAAACAACAAAAAAAGCAUUGUGUAGCACAGCAGUAAACAUGUUAUUUUUGCUUGUGGAUUGAAUUAAAACAUUUACUGUUA
This is a messenger RNA of Corythoichthys intestinalis (scribbled pipefish), 3271 nucleotides long. RefSeq names its product neuropeptide Y receptor Y8b (gene npy8br). Gene Ontology annotation, cellular component: plasma membrane; neuron projection. Lineage: Eukaryota; Metazoa; Chordata; Actinopteri; Syngnathiformes; Syngnathidae. The coding region runs from base 304 to 1428 and encodes 374 amino acids. Gene Ontology annotation, molecular function: neuropeptide binding; neuropeptide Y receptor activity. Gene Ontology annotation, biological process: G protein-coupled receptor signaling pathway. The transcript has 2 exons. The record is from RefSeq and is a predicted model, not a curated record.